UGUAUACUUCCGGUGCACGUGCGUGAAAAAAUCGUUCUAACUUCCCCUUUUCUACUAGUUUUGAUCACUAAAAAGCAGUAAGAUGCCGAGAAGAAAAAAGAUCAAAGAAGACAAACCCAAUAAAGGCAACACCCUUGUGAAUGACAGAGAGGAGGAGUUCAAAAAGGCACCUCAUUCAUUUGUAAUCAAUCGAGGCCAUGUUGGCAAGAAUAUUUCCGAUCUUGUUCUGGAUAUACGGCGGGUGAUGGAACCUUACACAGCAUCAAAGUUGAGGACAAGAAAGAAGAAUGUGCUGAAAGACUUUGUCACCAUAGCUGGGCCGCUGAAUGUGACACACCUGUUGCUACUGUCAAAAACCGAGUCAUCUACCAACCUCCGCAUCUCAAGACUGCCCCGAGGACCGACACUGACAUUCAAAGUGAACGAGUACUCUCUUGUGAAAGAUGUGAUUUCAUCGUUGAAGCGACACAACAUGGACCCGAAGCAGUUUAAACAUCAUCCGCUGCUGGUGUUAAACAACUUCUCUGGAGACGGCAUGCAGAUGAAGCUGAUGACGACCAUGUUUCAGAAUAUGUUUCCGUCAAUAACGAUAAACAAGUUGAGCCUAUCAGAUGUAAAAAGGACAGUACUGUUGAAUUAUGAUGCAGAGACAAAGACAGUUGAUUUCAGACAUUACAAUAUCCGUGCAGUUCCUGUCGGUAUGGGCAAAGCCGUCAAAAAACUCAUCCGAUCCAAAGUGCCAGAUUUGCACAACUUUCAGGAUAUCAGUGACUUUGUUUACAGGGGUGGCAACUUGUCCGAGAGUGAGGGUGAAAUGGAUGGCCCGCAGAAUCAAGUGACUCUACCACAACACGUCCCUGGUCGUGGCAAUAUCAAGUCUUCACAAAGUGCCAUAAGGCUGACUGAGAUUGGUCCUAGAAUGAAGUUGCAGUUGAUCAAGAUUGAGGAAGGCGUGUGCUCUGGCCAGGUGUUAUUCCACGAGUUUGUCACCAAGUCGGAAGAGGAGUUGAAAAACUUGAAAGAGUUUAGAGAAAAGAAAAGGAAAUUGAAGGAGCAGCGGAAAAAAGAACAGGCGGAAAAUGUCCAUCGGAAAGAGACAGAGAAGGAGAAGCUUAAGGAAAAAUCGAUAGCGGGACAGAAGAAAGAUGAUACGGAUUCUGAGGAUGGUGCUCUGGAGGCUGAUGUUGAGGAGGAAAAAGAGAUGAAUGAUGCUGACUACUACAGAGAGGAGGUCGGGGAAGAACCAGCACCGGAGCUCUUCCCAACAAGUCAUAGUCAUGGUGGUAAAAGGAAAUUCGAUGGAAAACCUGGUGGUUUUCCGGCACGGAAAAGAGGGAAAUUCGAUAAACCACAGCGAGGACGAGAUGAAGAUAAACGGGUGGGCGGUUUCAAAAAGGAUGGGAAACAAUUUAAAAAGGGUGGUAAAGACUUUAGUAAGGGUGGCAGAGACUUCAAGGGAAAGGAUAAGGACUUCCGAAAAGGUGGUAGAGACUUCAAAGGAAAGGAUAAGGACUUCCGGAAAGGAAAGGCAUUUAGUGGAAAGGACAGUCGGGGCAAGGCUUCUGGUGGGAAGGACAAAAGGUUUGCCAAAAAGAGGGAUUUUAGUAAGGCACCUGGUGGUCAGGCUAGGAAAGGACAUUCGAAAGUUGGAGGUAUGAAGAGUAGAGGAAAAAGGUAGUGUUGAAACAGCUACAUGACAUGUAGACUUUGUUGUGUACAAGUGACCACUUUUCUCUGAAAGGAAUAUUCCUCUAGUGAAAAUAACAUAAGAUUUUCAUGGUGAGGGAUGAGUUUUAUCUGUUGAGAAUGCUUUUGUCAUUGAGAGUGUAAAGAAGGAAUGUACAGUCUAUCCAGAUAGGAAGGUUUUCCUAAAAAUGACUCUUUGUUUGCUGUGUGUAUUUCUUUUCCAUGCAUUCCCAAUGAGAAGGAAUGGAGUUUGGUAAGGAAACCCUUUUAAAUAGGGAGUUUUUCAACAAAGCUACUAGAAUCUAACUUCAUGGUGAGAGAGCUGUAUAAGAGAGUUUACAACAAAGUUUGGUGUAAAGAGAGUCAGCUAUUUGGUUAUUCUUUACUCAUUUGGUCAGCGUAAUAAAGGAUUCAUAGGAUAUCUUCAUGA
Molecule: messenger RNA, 2116 nt
Organism: Lineus longissimus
Lineage: Eukaryota; Metazoa; Nemertea; Pilidiophora; Heteronemertea; Lineidae
Product: suppressor of SWI4 1 homolog
Exons: 10
Coding region: 83-1678 (531 amino acids)
Biological process (GO): rRNA processing; ribosomal large subunit assembly
Cellular component (GO): preribosome, large subunit precursor
Molecular function (GO): rRNA binding
Source: RefSeq, a predicted model, not a curated record